Molecule: messenger RNA, 7984 nt
Organism: Hippopotamus amphibius kiboko
Lineage: Eukaryota; Metazoa; Chordata; Mammalia; Artiodactyla; Hippopotamidae
Gene: SMAD5
Product: SMAD family member 5
Exons: 7
Coding region: 303-1700 (465 amino acids)
Biological process (GO): transforming growth factor beta receptor signaling pathway; anatomical structure morphogenesis; SMAD protein signal transduction
Cellular component (GO): heteromeric SMAD protein complex
Molecular function (GO): DNA-binding transcription factor activity, RNA polymerase II-specific; RNA polymerase II cis-regulatory region sequence-specific DNA binding; I-SMAD binding
Source: RefSeq, a predicted model, not a curated record
CCGGCUCCGUCCCUCCUUCAUCCGGGUCCUGGGCGAGCGGGCGCCGUGCGCGUGUCCCGCGGCCGAGCUGCUAAUAAAGUUGCGCUGAGGGGAAGCGCAGCGACGGCGCUGGGAGAGCGCGCGCCGCCGGCCCGACUUGAACCAAUGAAAGAAGCUUAUGACACUUAUGAAGAUAAAUGUCACUCCUCUCUCUUUAAUUGGAACUUUUGCUUAGGACCUGUAUAUGACUUUUCACCUGUGAUCUGUUCUUUCAGCCGCCACUGACUUUGAGUUGCAGGAAGGUUUCUGAAGAUUUAAAUCAAAUGACGUCAAUGGCCAGCUUGUUUUCUUUUACUAGUCCAGCAGUAAAGCGAUUGUUGGGCUGGAAGCAAGGUGAUGAAGAGGAGAAAUGGGCAGAAAAGGCAGUUGAUGCUUUGGUGAAAAAGCUAAAAAAGAAAAAGGGUGCCAUGGAGGAACUGGAGAAAGCCUUGAGCAGUCCAGGACAGCCAAGCAAAUGUGUCACUAUUCCCAGAUCUUUAGAUGGACGCCUGCAGGUUUCUCACAGAAAAGGCUUACCCCAUGUUAUAUACUGUCGUGUUUGGCGCUGGCCUGAUUUGCAGAGUCAUCAUGAGCUAAAGCCAUUGGAUAUUUGUGAAUUUCCUUUUGGAUCUAAGCAAAAGGAAGUUUGUAUCAACCCAUACCACUAUAAGAGAGUGGAGAGUCCAGUCUUACCUCCAGUAUUAGUGCCUCGUCAUAAUGAAUUCAAUCCACAACACAGCCUUCUGGUUCAGUUUAGAAACUUAAGCCACAAUGAACCACACAUGCCACAGAAUGCAACGUUUCCAGAUUCUUUCCAUCAACCCAACAACACUCCUUUUCCCUUAUCUCCAAAUAGUCCCUACCCUCCUUCCCCUGCUAGCAGCACAUAUCCCAACUCCCCCGCAAGUUCUGGACCAGGAAGUCCAUUUCAGCUCCCAGCUGAUACUCCUCCUCCUGCAUAUAUGCCACCAGAUGAUCAGAUGGGGCAGGAUAGUUCCCAGCCCAUGGAUACAAGCAAUAAUAUGAUUCCUCAGAUUAUGCCCAGUAUAUCCAGCAGAGAUGUUCAGCCUGUUGCCUAUGAAGAGCCCAAACAUUGGUGUUCAAUUGUCUACUAUGAAUUAAACAAUCGUGUUGGGGAAGCUUUUCAUGCAUCUUCUACUAGUGUGUUAGUAGAUGGAUUCACAGACCCUUCAAAUAACAAAAGUAGAUUCUGCUUGGGGUUGUUGUCAAAUGUAAAUCGUAAUUCAACAAUUGAAAACACUAGGCGACAUAUUGGAAAAGGUGUUCAUCUGUACUAUGUUGGUGGAGAGGUGUAUGCAGAGUGCCUCAGUGACAGCAGCAUAUUUGUACAGAGUAGGAACUGCAACUUUCAUCAUGGCUUUCAUCCUACCACUGUCUGUAAGAUUCCCAGUAGCUGCAGUCUCAAAAUUUUUAACAAUCAGGAGUUUGCUCAGCUUCUGGCUCAGUCUGUCAACCAUGGAUUUGAGGCAGUAUAUGAGCUCACCAAAAUGUGUACCAUUCGAAUGAGUUUUGUCAAGGGCUGGGGAGCAGAGUAUCACCGGCAAGAUGUUACCAGUACCCCAUGCUGGAUUGAGAUUCAUCUUCAUGGGCCUCUUCAGUGGCUGGAUAAAGUCCUCACUCAGAUGGGCUCCCCUCUAAACCCCAUUUCUUCUGUUUCAUAGUGCAGAAGUAUUCUUUUUCAGUUAUAUUAUUAGUGGACUUGUUUUAAUUUUAGGGAAACUUUCAGUACAGAUACUGUGAGCUUACAUGGAAAACAGCUUAUUUUCUUUUCUACAUAAUUGUGACCAAUACAUUUGUUUUUGUAAUGAAUCAACAUUUGUUUGUAUUCAUGUUCAUGUGAUUAAUUCUCAAAAGUGUUGUGAAAGAUGCAGAGUAAGUAUUGUGCCCCAGUUCAGAAGUUUGGCAUUGAUUUUAAACUGGAAUAUACUUUUGCCUUAUUGUCCCAACAAUUUUUUAUCUGUUAAAAAUUUUUGGAAUGGUAGUACAUUACAUGAUGAAAAAUUACAACAGUAUAAGGUGUUCGGUGAAAGUCUUCCGUUCUAUUCUUGAUUCUCCAGAAGCUGUUCUUUUACCAGUUUCUUAGUCCCACCAACUUUAAAAAGUAUAAUUCAUUGUUUUAUAAAAGCAUAUGGUAGGGGCUUAAAAGAAACUAUAAAAAAUAUUUUAUUUGAAGGAACACUAUGCACUGCUCUAACAGGUAGUGUUCAAUAAAAGCCAAGUGAUCGUUUUCUAAAUGACAUCAUAAAAUUUACAUUUAAUACAGCUAAAUGUUUGUCAGUGUAUUGUGACUUCACUUAUAUCUUUUGUAAAACAUUUCCUUUUUUUAAAAAAAAUUAUUGCAAACAUCGGUUCUCCAGUAUAUGUCAUUUACUCUAAUCUGUCAUAAAUACUACUUUAUAGCUAGUGACAGUGCAUGCAUGGCCUUGUUCAGCUGUGUUUGCUGCUUUUGGCCAAUGUUGCAAGAACUCUAAUUUUGGCAUGCAUUAAUGUUUUAUUUUGCACUUUGAUGGGUGACAGUUUUUAGUGUAACCUUUUAUGAAACACACUCAAGUGACUUGGACUUAGAUGCUCAUCCCUGCUUCCUUGGUACCCCUUUUGUAUUAAACACUGCAGUUUAUUGAUUACAGUUAUAGGAAGUUAUGCUUUUUCUAGCUUUUGUUGUAUUUUCAACCCAGAUUAUAAGACUGUUAUUCUAUGGCUCCAAUUUAAGGUACCUCUUUAACUCCCUGCAGUUUUAUGGAUCGUAGUAAUGUUGGAAAAUCAUGUACUUAGUCCCACUGCUCUUGCUUGCAUCAGUGUCCCUGUGCAAGGACCUGUGUCCUGUAGCCACAGGAGCCUCUUCAGUCUGGCCCCAAGGGUGAGGCCACCUGUCUGAUGCUUAAAUGAGUCAGCAGUGAUCGUUGAGCUAGCUGAUUUGAAAACAUUCACAUAUCAAAUAAUACAGACUGUUCUCUCAGUUGCCAUGCGCGCUUUUUUUCCAUUUCCUUUAGCACCUACGUGGAUGCUAGUCUCCACAAUCUUCAGAGAGUAAAGACAUGAAAACUCUAAAAUAUUCAUUGAAUCAAUCAUGCUUAAGGGCUUUGAGUAAAGGACUCUUAACCUCUUUUCCUAGGGAGCAGUCAAAUGGACACUUAGUUAUGGCGUGAGGAACAAAGACAUUACUUGAGGGGAAAAAAUCACCUAAUUUACCUGUUAGAAGAAGCUUAUUUUCCCGUGCCUUUUGAAAAUAUUUGGAGCCAUGUCAGUCUUCUGUUUAAAAUGUUAGUUUCGUUUGACUUUCUACUUUGCCCUUUGUGCUUUGAUGAGGGAAAAAAAUGCAUUUUUUGAGGAAAGGAGAAUGCAGUUCCUUUGUUUUCCCUAACAUUAUUUAUUGCUUUUAUAAAGUGCAGCCAGUGGGUGGUUUUAGUUCUCUCAGGUGAAGGGCCCUAUGUGUUACAGCUCACAGUCCUUUGCUAAGUAAAAGGAAACUUUCUGACAGUCACCUCAGGCUUAAACAUAAGUUUUACAUGACAUGCAUUCUCAGUCUUCCAGAAUUGUGUCAGCCACACAAAAGAGGAUUAUUUGCUUAGUGAUAGAACUUAGCUAUUUACAUCAUUCUUUUAUUUACCAGGCUCAUGGCACAAUCUUUGGAACAAAUUGGUAGAGAAACCACCUAGGUUGACUGGCAGAUACAUGUAAUCAACUUCAGUGGGCCUGAACUGGUGGAAACUAUUGAAUUGUUUUAUUGAUGCUUUCAGUUGAAUUAAUGAAAAAUUGUUUUUAUUCAUGUAACAGCCUUUAGCGUUAACAAGAUUUUAUGUGAUUGGCUUCUUCUGUGUUUUCUCUAAGGAGUUGGGUCUCACGAAUGGCAGUACUGAAGCUAUUAACUGGUAAGAGUUUCAUGGAGAAGUAUCAGCCUGUUGUAUUUCCUAAAAGUUGUUAACCCCACACCCUUGGAUUUUACAUGAAAACUUCAUUCAGUCCAGCUGAUCCUAUAAUUCCUGAGGAUGCUCAGUACAGGAAUGGAUGGGAAAUAAAAACUAGCCAAUGGGAUUAAAAAAAAUUAGGUAAAAUUCUACCAAUGAAAAAAGCAUCUCUGAAAGAAACUUUUCCAUAAAAUUACAGUUUUAUGUUUUCAUUUAAUCUCCAGAAUGGUUUAUAGUAAAAUUUAUGAAAACAUCAUCACAACCAGAAUAAUCACAUUUUAUAGCAUGUACAACAUAUAAAUAUAUGCCAGCUGAAAAGACAGAGUCUGGGAAUAAUAAAAUUACAACCAGUUUGGUAAAUGCAAAAAGAGGAAUAGAAUCAAAAUUAAUCUCAGUAAUGUAUUAAAGCAACAAAAAGAUACUGACUGGAAAAAAACAGAAUUUAAGAGGUGCGUUUGACUAAUAUUUCUAUAUAAUUACCUAGCUUAAGUUAUGGAAUAUAAACUAGUAGACAUAUUAUUGAUCUACUGAAGUGAACUUUUUGUCUUUAGAGAAAAUUUAAGGAAGGCAUCAAUCUAAAUGUCAAAUAUAUACAUCAGAGUAUAAAUCAAUUUUUACAUUUUCUUGUUAUAUAAGUAAACUAUGAUAAUAGAGUUGGCUGGGUUUUUGAGGUGAAGUCCACAGUAAGAUUACUAUCAAUAGAUAGUUCAAUAAGUUAUACCUAAUAGUAUGGAAAGAGGAUGUAGCUAUUUUAUACUUUUCAUAACAUUUGAGAGUAAGACAUUCUUUUAGGAAGUAAAAUGAUCAUUCUUUGAGGUUGUAAAAUGAUCAGUAUUCAGAUCUGAAAUCUUUUGUCAGGAUAAGGACUGGGGCUCACGUUAUAUAACCUUCAGUAUUAUUAUCUUAGAGUACCUGUAAGAAACAGUUCCCCUGUAAUAGUGUUCUUUUAAAGGAGAAAGUUUAUACAAAAAUGAAAUCAUGCCAGUAGCAGAAAAACUCUAAAUUCAGAUUUGAUAGUACCUGUUUAAGUGUUGUACUUCUAUUACAGACAGCAUCUAACAUACCAGUUCAGAUCCAUUCUUUAUGCCCUUUCUAGUUGCUUGCUUAAUGCUGCUUUGGAUGAUUAUCACUCUCCCCCUUAAAAUAUAUUAAUAUCUUUUAUACUUUCUGAAGAAAAAUCUUUUGAUAAUUAUUAAAUUCAGCUUCCAAUGAUGAUUUAAAUUUUGAACCUAUUAACCUUUAAGAGGCUCAGAGCUCUUCCUUGUCUUAUGAGUCAAAUCCUCACUUAAUCUCUCUGGUAGGAAUUAUGAGUAUGUGUCCUCAUUAUACCCAUCAGCUAGAUAAGCAAGAAUCUUUCAAGGUAGUAGAUAGCCUGGUGGUUUUAGAAGUGUUUGGUGAUUUUAUUGGAGGGAGUUUUCCUAAGUAUUGGUUUAUGGGCAUCUCCUGAGAUAUUAAGUAGCACAGUUUUUUGGGUGGUAAUCUCAGGUUUGAUGCCUGUUUCCCCCAGAAAGUAGCAUUUUCCUCAUUAAUGCAGGUGGGACUCUGGGGAGGUUUUCUUCUCACAGAAGAUGCACGUAUGGAGAGAGAAUUUGAGGCAUUUCUUUUGCCUAAACAGUUCUAUUCAAUACGUGCUAAACAGAAACUUGGAUAUUUCUUUAUAAUUCACUGGAUUGCAGUUUAGCUUGUCCUAAUUACAAGAGGUAAGAGUAUUUGUCAAGCCUUUAUUAUAUUGGAUUUUUCAUAAUAGAAACUUCUCUUCUAAAAUGCAGUUCUUAUAAUUGAAGUGUUACCCUGAAAUUGAAUAAUUUACAAAAACCAAUGAGAAGGAUUUUACACAUCAGUUUUUUAAAAAAUAAGAGCUUAUGCUGUAAUAUUUGCUGGUAGCAGUUGCUGUAAAACAAGUGAUGUGUUGUUUUGUUGAAAAGAUCCAGUCUCAGAGCAGGAUUCUUCUGUUAUUUAUGACAGAGUGAAAAAGGUUUGUGUGGUUCUUGUCCAAAUAAUUCAGUUCUUAAAAUUCUUAAAAUCAUCAUAAACCAUUGUCCUUUAAGGAUUUAUUUGAAGAUACUGUUUUUUAAAAGUUUGAAAUUUUGUGUAGCGGUAGAUUUUUUUUUACCUCAUUGAUAGGUAGUGCCUUCUUAAUACUAGCUGGUGUUAGCUAUAACAAAACUCCAGUGAGGCCAAACAAUCCCAAGUAAAGAAGAAAUCUUUUAGAGUCAGAUUUUCCCUUCUAAUAUCAUUGAAGAUGAUGUUGCUUUGAUUUAUUCAUAAAGUGUUUUAACUGUAGGGACUCUUGAAGAUAAUAGUUGGGCAAGUGCUUUUCUUUUCAACCUGAUUGGUUAAAGUUGCAUUUUGAAAAUCACUUACGUUAAAAUUGGGUAGGAUUGUAAUCAUGAAAACUGAGUAUUUGUAUGUAAUCCUGCCCAUUUUCUCUAAAAGAUAUUUCAUAUGCAGAUGAAAGACCAAACCAAUGGCUGCACUAUAGGUCUGCUUCUUACUUGUACUUGUUCUCCUUCUGUUUAUGUUGUAGAAAAUGAAAUUCUAGCAACAUGCUUCAAUUCUGUUAUCUUUUUGAUACUUAUAAAAGUGUAUUAGGUUUUACUAUAUUGUGCUUUUCAAAGCCAUAACUCUUAAGAACUUUGUUUUUGCAUAUUGUUUGCUAAUACUUUAUUUUAAUAAAUCUCAAAAUCUGCUUAACGUGUGUUUUUGUUUGUUUGGGGAGCUAUUCUCUUUUGAUUUAACAUGUUUCACUGAGUGGAAUUAUAAAAAGGAUGAGAUUAUCAGUUGCUGUGACCAGCUGUGUUAUCUGUGUGUGUGCAUUAGUGAUAGAAAAUGAAUAUACCAGGCCUUUCCACCCAGCGUGAGGUUUGCUCAGAAUGAUCAAUGUGUUUCUGUUGUUUAUAAGAGAGUUGAUGUGUUUUUCUUUGUUAGUUUUAGUUUUGUUUUGAAAAAGGGUUCGAAUCUAGAGUCUGGGGUUCUCUGGUUUAACCACUAAUUUCCCUUCUCUGUCUAAAAUUAGAGGUCCUGACCAGAUGAUUGAGAGAUAGAAGAGCUUGUAGCAGAGCUGACUUUGGAGUCUGCCUGUCUGCGUUUGAGUCCUGGGCCUCUCUGUGCCCUUAGGCAAGUUGCUUAACCACUCUGUGCCUCAGUUUUCUGAUCUGUAAAGUAAAAGUCUACUUGUGGGAUUUGGGGGAAGAUUAAAUAAAGUAAUACAAAUGAAGCACUUAGAACAGUGCCUUAGAACUCUUUUUGUUUUUAACCAUCAUCACCAUCAUCAUCUCUUUAACAUUUCUGCCACUUCUUUUGAAUCGGAGGAAUUAUUUCUGAUGCUACUUGACCUUAGUAGAUUAAUCCUUGAUUACCCACUUUGCGAAUUAGCCUUGUUUUUCUUAACUGUCUCCCUUUUAAAAAAAUUCUGAAUCACAGAUUAGUUUUGUCAUCCCCACCAAGUGCCUACUUUUACCACCUUGUGUGUUGUAUAUACAAGAAAUGCAAACUCAUUCUAAUUAGAAAGGGACAGUGAAAAUCCACGUGUCCCCACUAGAAAAACCCAAACUAAAUAUUUUUACCCAAAAAAAUAAAUAUAAAAGCUCUUAUUCUCUUUAGAGAGAAGAAUCCAUAUCUGCAAAUCAGUUUUUUUCUUAUGGUUUUUAAAACUUUCAAGUGUAGCAACUUCACUGGCUGUUUUAGAAGACUAUUUUUAAAACAUUUGUUCUGACAAAAGAUUUCAAUGAACAGUUAGAGGUGUUGCCUUCUCUCAGAUUUAAGAUAGUAUGCAAAUUGCCAUAGCCAGACAGUUCAGGUUACAGGGAUUAAUUGUGACAUCUGCUUCAGUUUUCUUUUAGACACAAGGCUCAAUGGCUAAUGCUAUCCCAUAUUACAGCAGUUUUGAUGCAAUUCAUAUUUUAUAAAUAUUUAUGAGUAGGCUAUCAGUGGGCUAUAAGAAAGUACUUUCCCCCCAUUUAACAUUUUAAAUAUUACUGUGUUUUUUGUUGUUGGGUUUGUAAGCCUAUCUUUAAUAAACUGACUUUUGUAAAUAUAUA